AUGGUGGGGUAUGAAGAGGGUAAAGAGAAGGUGAGCAUGGUGGAGAUGAUGAAGGACAAAGGUCCAGUGUGGGAUGAGAUUGUGAGAGAGAGCAAAUUGGUGCCAACCAAGAUGGAGGAGCAAAUGCCUUCCCAAACUGAAAAGAAGCCCCAAAAACAAUGGUCCUUGCAAGACUUCGAGAUUGGAAAACCCCUUGGCAAAGGCAAAUUCGGCCGCGUCUACCUCGCCCGAGAAACCAAGAGCAAGUAUAUAGUGGCAUUGAAGGUGAUAUUCAAAGAGCAGAUAGAGAAGUACAGGUUGCACCACCAGUUGAGGAGAGAGAUGGAGAUCCAGACCAGUCUUCGUCAUCCCAAUGUUUUGAGACUCUUCGAAGAGAUCGCCAAGGCCGUUAGGGCCGAAGAGUGGGCUUUGGUGGACGAUGCCGUUUUGCACUACUAG
This is a messenger RNA of Ilex paraguariensis (yerba mate), 438 nucleotides long. The record is from the annotation of a GenBank genome assembly. Lineage: Eukaryota; Viridiplantae; Streptophyta; Magnoliopsida; Aquifoliales; Aquifoliaceae.